CACAGCUCUACGUAGAGGGAAGCGCGCAGUGCACAUGCUCUGGUCCAUCUACACGAACAGGCAUCAUGGCGGACGUACUGGAUCUUCACGAAGCAGGAGGCGAAGACUUUCCUAUGGACGAGGAUGGAGAUGAGAGUAUUCACAAGCUAAAAGAAAAAGCCAAGAAGAGGAAGGGUCGCGGUUUUGGAUCUGAGGAAGGAGCGAGGUCCAGAGUGCGAGAAGACUACGAUACAGUGGAGCAGGAUGGUGAUGAGCCUGGCCCACAAAGAUCUGUUGAAGGAUGGAUCCUCUUUGUGACUGGCGUUCAUGAGGAAGCAACAGAAGAAGACAUCCAUGACAAAUUUUCAGAAUUUGGUGAGAUCAAGAAUCUCCAUCUCAACUUGGACAGAAGAACGGGUUACCUCAAGGGUUAUGCGCUGGUGGAGUAUGAAACAUACAAAGAGGCACAGGCUGCCAUGGAGGGGCUGAAUGGCCAAGAUCUUAUGGGUCAACCGAUCAGUGUUGAUUGGUGCUUUGUCAGAGGGCCACCGAAGAGCAAGAGGAGGGGUGGAAGGAGACGUAGCAGAAGUCCAGACAGAAGACGGCGCUGAUUUCCUCGUCUCCAGCAUCCGCCACUUUGCCUUUUACAGAGUUGUAAUCCAGAGGCAGUGUGGCUGCAUGCAUUUCUCUAAUGGGUUGUUUUAGAUUUUAGUGCUUUUUUGUUAUUGUUAUCUGUCUUGAGUGUCAUCCAGCUGCUGUCUGUGUAGUUUUCUCUACAAUGGAGGACCACCAGCACUGCGGCAGCUCUUGUAAUAUGACAUCUGUAUAGUAUUGGUUUCCUUGGUUUUACUUAAUUUUUGUACGAAAUUGAAGAAACUGGUCCUCAAAACCCAACCUAGGCUAACAUGUCAUAGCACAUAUGCAACAUAGAUCCAUUUUAAAGAUGUUUGUUUGUACACUUCUAAUAAAUUUCUUCAGGGCUAUGUUUA
Colossoma macropomum (tambaqui) is the source of this 968-nucleotide messenger RNA. RefSeq names its product RNA binding motif protein 8A (gene rbm8a). The transcript is spliced from 6 exons. Gene Ontology annotation, molecular function: mRNA binding. NCBI's taxonomy places the organism in Eukaryota, Metazoa, Chordata, Actinopteri, Characiformes, Serrasalmidae. Bases 66 to 590 code for a protein of 174 amino acids. The record is from RefSeq and is a predicted model, not a curated record. Gene Ontology annotation, cellular component: nucleus; cytoplasm; exon-exon junction complex. Gene Ontology annotation, biological process: RNA splicing.